AUGAUUGACCAAGCGGCUUACAGCAGUAUCCCAGAAAGUGCAUCCCAGUUCAAUGGCCUUCAACAGAACGGGUUCAGCUUCCUCAAGGCUCAGGCUGCUACCCAGACCAAAGCUGAGGCCCAUAGCACCGAAGCCCGGCGGGGGUACCUGGAUGCUGUCAAAGGGAAGUGUCUUGACAAUUUUGUCCUUCGGUGA
Molecule: messenger RNA, 195 nt
Organism: Penicillium cinerascens
Lineage: Eukaryota; Fungi; Ascomycota; Eurotiomycetes; Eurotiales; Aspergillaceae
Exons: 1
Coding region: 1-195 (64 amino acids)
Source: RefSeq, a predicted model, not a curated record